AUUGUUCUUUGGGACUCAGACAUAAGUUCUGGCUGUGGAAGUAUGAUUAGUGAUUAGUGAGUGAAUAGUGAACAAUUCGGAUAUAAAAUAUUGGCGGAUAUUGGAGAAAAUAACCCGUAAAUGCACGGCCCGUAUAUUGAAGGAAAAAUAUAUGUAACACACCCACCAAUAAACAGUAACACUCAAAAUGACCACCUCUAAUGAACUGCUACACCUGCGGCUGCUCCGCGAAGAACUCUAUGACCUGGAUAUCGAAGACAUCCAGGAGGGGCUAGUGGAAAAGAAAAUUUUUAGCCAAGCCGAAUAUAACGAAAUACUCGCCGAAUCAAACGAGGAUGACCGACUCGAUUUGAUCUUUACCAUUUUGGAACACAAAAUCCGCUCCGGUAACAUUUUUAUCAUUAAGGAAUUCCUGGAAGUGCUCAAACCCUUCUACAAGUGGAUCGUUGAUCGGCACGAGGAGGACUUGAGAGGUGGAAUCACGGGGCCCAUUAGCCGAUAUCUGUCCUAUCGAACCAACACAACCGUUCCCAACAUCGACGAGCUGAACGUGUUCCGGCGAGAGCAGCUCUGGCUGAUUCAAAAGUAUCUAAAACAACUGAAACACGGUGUUCGCGGCCAGAGAUAUUUGUUCGUGUACGGAGGAUUCGGAACCGGUAAAUGGACGCUAGUUAGCCAAGCUUGCGAGAAUUUCUCCAUCGUCGAACACAUGGGCUACAACAUCUUCUACCUGAGCUUGGCUAAUUGUAAAGCUCCGGAACAGACCCUAGAACUGUUGGAACACCUCAGUUUCCAGAUGGAAACCGACUUCAAAUCGGAUGACGUUACUUAUAACGGACGAUAUCCGACCAACGAGAUCUAUCUUCGGAAAAGGCGCCUAAUUCAACUUUUCGAAGACCGUUAUCGAAACAGUUUGCUGGUUCUGUCACACGUGCGCGAUCCCGAUCUCAUCAAAUCGUUUGAUCUCAAGUGCAAAACGUUGGUCAUAACAAGCGACAAGAAUGUGAUUGAAAGCAUCAAUGAAAACGAGCGUUUAGUAGUUGAAUUGCCAGCCGGAUUCACGGAAGAUCAGAGCAUGGAACUGUUUGGGAAAGCACUUCUUCUGAAAGCGGAUCAUCUGCCCCAGGAAGCACACCAGAUCUACAGAACCUGCAAAGGCAAUCCUUUCGUGAUCAAGCUGAUCGCACGCAAAAUGUCCGCCUACGCUCAAGGCGCCCACAAUAAUCCUUCCGAUGACCAAGUGCAGACAAUUUGGAGACAACUGGCUGGUGAACUCAGUCGGCAUAAAAUCGCCAUCGAAAAUAUGACAAUCAAAUCGAUUCUGGAUCAGCUGUCCCAGGAAGAACAGGAAGCCUUCAGAAGUUUGGUAAUCUUCCGAGAUAAUGUGAAAAUUCCAGCCAGUGUACUCCAACGUUAUUGGAAUUUUUCGGACAAGCAGACGGUAGACAUGGCUGAACAGCUUUUCAAAAAAGGUCUACUGGACAAGCGGCCUUGCAACACUGAGAUGUAUUACGUGCUGCAUUAUGUAUGUCAUAGUUUUCUACUAAAAGACAGACCAGGUGAAAAUUACGCUAACCUCCAUCGCCGAUUGGUUGAAAGCUAUAGGAUUUCGGAGGCCCUUCAACACCGCAUUGAGCUGGAUCUGCUGAAAUUCCUUCCGAAUGAUCACUAUUUCCACUUUUACAUUGCCAAUCACAUUCAGCAAGCCGGUAUGAAUGAACUGUUUCCGGUUCUGUUUCUGGAUUUUGGUUUUCUAGAACAGAAGCUGCGCUUUAGUGGGCUGCCGAAUACGGUCGGUGAUCUGCGCCAGUACCAGAAUCGUAUUUUCUUCCAACAUAAGGAUCCGGAACAGUACGCCGAACUGUUGACUGAGUUCCUAAUGAGCUCGGAAGUGUUGCUAACGAAAUCGGCAGACACUUGCUUGCUCCAGCUGGCCCUCAACUGUACGGGAAUGAUUGCUACCGAGGCCAGAAUCCAGGCACGUCAUUACGACAAUCGUGUUUGGUUCUGCGACAUUGAUCACACUCAUCAACAUCAACUGGUGCAGGUUAGAAGUGCUCCAAUCAAGGUUCGUUUUCUUGACUCCGGAUCAGCUUUGGUCAGUUUCAAAGAUAAUAAGAUCUCGUUGGCUGACCUUUCCCCGACGUAUUCGGCUCCUUCGACGAUAUUUGACGGUUGUGAAGGAACUGUGAAGGAUAUGCAAAUCGCUAACAAUUUUCUUGUGGCCCUGGACGAAAUGGGAUCGCUUAAUGUAUGGUCAAUGAAGAAUAUUCCCCAAGAUAGAAAUCCCCGGCAACACGAAAGUGAUGGUACUUCUCGCAGUCGAAUGCAGUGCUUAAGAUCGCAUGAUUUCUUGGAUCCUUUUGUUAGCUUUUGUGUGGUUCCGAAGAAACCCACCGUGAACGACAAGUCGGAACUAUUUGCUAUCACCAAGAAUGGUAUUUUAUACAUCUACAAGUUUCAGAAUAACUUCAUAGAAGAUACGAGCUGCAAGACAAAGAUAAAAAAUACAUACGUUAUGAAGUUACUGGUGGACGAUCCAACUCGUCUUCCGAAAAUACUAUUAAUGACGCGAGAUGGCAAAGGAUACAUCUUCAACCUAAGCUCAACCAGUGUUGAAUGCAGCUUUGACGAACCAGAAGUUGUGAAUAUCCAUUACAUAGGUAAUGCUUUGGUAUCGGUGAGCAAGAACCAGAUACGGUUGUGCAAAUUAAAGCGCGAUAAACGCAAUCAGCUUUAUACCGAUAGCUUUGAGAUUAUCUACGAAACUCCAGCUUACCAUCAAAAUACGUGCAGUGCCAUUUCGGAUGACUACGAGUACAUUAUUUUGGGAACCACACAAGGGAUCUCAUUCUUCAGCAUUCAGGAUCACGUGGAAGUGCGUCGUACUAAUAUCAGCCAUAGUAUACUGGACGUGGACAUUUAUUCGCUUGAUGAUGAUCAGUAUCGAUACAUACUGAUUUCAUCCUCGGCAGAUAACGGAAAUUUUAUAAAUAUGUACUCUCUUAUGGUAACUGCCACAAACCAGCUGGUAAGCAACCAGUAUGAGCUGCAGGGAAACUCCCACUUCCUAGUCGAUUUUGAUCAGGAACCUGUUACCGUAAAAACUGUCGAUCGCAAGCGCAUCAUACAGGAGCUAAGCUUUAAAACUAUUCAAGAUUGUGAUGAUUUCCAGAAGCUGAUUCCAAUGGUCGAAAAUCUUCCAUUGAAUAGCGAUAUCCGCCAAUUGAUCCAUACUAGUUCUGAAUACUAUUUAGGAUUAAAAAAUGGGGAAGUACUACGAUUGAAGGAAUGGAGUACCGCAAAUGAUGAGAAUCUUAGACCCAAGGUUAUCCUAAACAUGAAACAAGCAAUAAAUUUGCUCAAGUAUUACGAGGAAACCAAGGUGCUGGUUGCUGCGACUGAUAAGAGUUGCAUAAUCCUGAUAGAUGGUGUGUCCAAAAUUAAAAUCGAAAAAGAGUUUAGUGAAUGUUACAUGUUCAUGGAACGGUAUCUGGUGCUUGUUUACGAAAACUGCUCUGUUAUGAUCAUCAACAUACUGACCGAGGAAAGCGAAUAUCGACUCGACUACAGCCUAACGUAUGCUGCAUCAGCUUUUAAUGAGCAAUACCUGAUCAUAUGUACGACCAAAGGUGCUAUUUUGCAAUUAGGAAUAUACCUAGACGAACAAAAUUCUCUAGAGCUACGACUGCUCUACAUUUACGGACAAUCGGAAAACUCUCUGCCGCGUCGUAUCUCGAGCUGUGCAUUGUCUACCAACGGCGAGGUGCUAGCCAUAGGUUACAAAAAGGGUGCUAUUGAAAUUUACAAUACCGAAGAUCACAAACUUAUUGCCACUCUCGAAUCGCACAAAUACGCUAUAGCUUCGAUGUAUUUUAGUCCCUGGCUUGAUCCCAACAGUCCUCACAUUUUAGUCAGCAUUGGUGAACAGAUCGUGUUCUGGAGCUUGGACUACGUUAUCAACAAUCCUCGGCUAGAUCCGUUCGAUAUCAAAAGGCGUUCCAAUCGUUACAAAUCUCGUCCAUCUAUAACAUCGAAUGCCUUGGAUAUACACCGAUCUUCGUUCGGAAGCCGUUCUUCGGGCCUCUCUUCACCAAUGGCCGCCAGCCCUGCCCGCAACGGAUCGUUUAUGUUCGACUUCGAUGAAGCUGCUCAGCAGUGGCUUCACAAGGUCGGUCCAUCCAACAAACCCCAGCUGCUGUCCUGCAUCAAAUUGAUCGGUUCCGCAGAAAGACUUAUCAUCAAUCGAGAUUUCAACAAAUUCUUUACCAUCGACGACGAAGGUUACCUGUACUACCUUCGACUAUAUCAGCCGAGCCAGAACAGAAUAAUAAUCAAUUUCGAAUCGCCAGUUCGAAUGCAUAACAACGGAUCCUCUUUUCAUAUAUGACUAAGGUCACGCGGAGCUGCUCGAUCCAUAAUGACCUCGAUCUACUACAUCUUGAUGUACAUUUUCUACACUGCCGUGCUCAAAUGAGCACCAAGCGCAGAUACGUGCCAACUCAUAAGGAUUUCAACAGCUCAUCUCUGGAAAAAUACUCCAUACAUCUAUAAACCAGCAGCAUCUACCAAUUGUGCGAGCAGCCCGUCAUUUUUCAAUGUUUACUUAAAAGUAUUCUUCCCUCAGCGAACUCGAGGGACGCUAGCGCAAGUUUUUAACCCCAAUUUCUUUAUACAUCUCUAGCUUGUAAGUUAAAAAAGAAAACAAAACAACAGAAAUGUAAGUGUGAUAGCCAUUUUCUAUUGCAAAUGGCGCGUAAUGUGAACGAGAGACAAAAGACAAAUUUUCGUUUUUCUAAAACGAAUCAAUCGCUAACCUUAGAAAGUAUUAAGCGAAAAAUUAUACACAGUCGGAUUUUAAUCGUGAGAAAAAUUAACAAAAAUCUUAGAAACCAUUUCGAUCGAUCGUGUUUUUAACGUAGUAGCAAAACAAAUUCGCAAACGUUUUUAGCAAUGUGAAACAAGCAAUUCUAAUUAUUGGAAAUAUUUUUGGUUUUUUAACUAACUAUAUAAGUUUGGCAUUUACUUAGCAACUUACGAUCACACAUACAUAGACACACGUACAGUACACACGGUUUAGUCCUAUAGUUCUGUUGCUCAAAUAUUUGCAUUUGAUUGCCAUAAGUAAAAGACAAUGUUGUCUUGCUAUUUUCUAUACUCGGUUUUAUUUUUGUUUUUUAAACUUUUGUGAACCUACUUUUAUUCAAGUUUUUUAAGAUAGAAAAAAAUUGGAAACAUCCACCGUUAGGGAAUUGUGCGCUAGCAUUUAUUUUUAUUAACUUCCAUCCAUUUUAGUCUAUUUGUAUUUGUACUUUUUGGUACUACUGUAUUAAAAGAUUUCAAAUAAAGAGAAUUUUAGCUUAUAAAA
Molecule: messenger RNA, 5368 nt
Organism: Uranotaenia lowii
Lineage: Eukaryota; Metazoa; Arthropoda; Insecta; Diptera; Culicidae
Gene: Dark
Exons: 6
Coding region: 188-4390 (1400 amino acids)
Molecular function (GO): protein binding; ADP binding
Source: RefSeq, a predicted model, not a curated record